Messenger RNA from Hippocampus comes (tiger tail seahorse), 2547 nucleotides. Its product is annotated as calpain-5-like. Bases 273 to 2204 code for a protein of 643 amino acids. Lineage: Eukaryota; Metazoa; Chordata; Actinopteri; Syngnathiformes; Syngnathidae. The transcript has 13 exons. Gene Ontology annotation, molecular function: calcium-dependent cysteine-type endopeptidase activity. Gene Ontology annotation, biological process: proteolysis. Gene Ontology annotation, cellular component: cytoplasm. The record is from RefSeq and is a predicted model, not a curated record.
UUUCUCCUCAGCAGCCGUUUGCAUGAAUGCACGGAGCCGCUGGUCAGACCAGUUUUCUACUCCUGCUUGUGGCCUAAUUCCAACAUUGGCUUCGGGGAGUUUGCACAGUGCGCAAUCUGCAUCCGAGCCCAUCCUCCUAUGCCGCAUUUUAUGGAAACACCUUUUGUAACCCCCAACGUGGGAUGCAUCGAGGAUUUCGUCUGUGACUGACCUCAGAACGGCAAAGCGCAAGCCAACCCCCUCGACAGCUGUGAGUCUUUCAUUCGUGGACCAUGUUCUCCUCCGCGACCCCUUACAAGAACCAGCACUACAGUGAGCUGAAGAAGGACUGCAUCAAGAGUAAAAAACUGUUUGAGGAUCCCGAAUUCCCGUGCGUAGAUGCGUCACUGUAUUUUCGGAAACCGCCACCUGGUAUGGUGCAAUGGAAACGUCCCGGGGAGAUCAGCAAUGACCCUCACCUGUUUGUGGAGGGGGUCAGCUCGCACGACUUGCACCAGGGCUCAGUGGGGAACUGCUGGUUUGUGGCCGCCUGCUCGUGUCUGGCGCUGAAGCCCAACCUCUGGAAGAAGGUAAUUCCUGACUGGAAGGAGCAGGAGUGGGACUCCAAACACCCGGAGAACUACGUCGGAAUCUUCCACUUUCAGUUUUGGGUGUUUGGAAAGUGGGUGGAUGUGGUGGUGGAUGACCGGCUUCCGACAAUCAACGGGGAGCUCAUCUACUGUCACUCCAACGACAACAACGAAUAUUGGAGCGCCUUGCUGGAGAAAGCCUACGCAAAGCUCUCCGGCUGCUACGAGUCACUGGAGGGGGGCAACACUGGAGACGCUGUGGUGGACUUCAGUGGAGCUGUGGCGGAGGCCAUCAACCUGGAAGCGGAAGCUUACUAUAAAGACCAGGAAAAGCUGGACCACCUCUUUGCGGAUCUGCUCAAGGUGUACGACCGUGGCGGAAUCAUCAGUUGCUCCAUUAAGGCGCAACCUCAUGAAAUCGAGCUGAAGUUGGCCAACGGGCUGGUGAAAGGUCACGCCUACUCGGUGACAGCAGUGAACAGGGUGCGUCUGGGUCACGGGCUGAUAGCCUACUUCAAGAAUGAAACCAUCCCCAUGAUCCGCAUGAGGAACCCGUGGGGCAAGACUGAGUGGAACGGAGCCUGGAGCGACAGCUCUGAGGAAUGGUCAAAGGUCGGUGACACAGAAAGGGACAACCUUGGCAUCACAGUGGAGGACAACGGAGAGUUCUGGAUGUCUUUCACGGACUGGUGCAAGCACUUUACCGAUGCAGACGUGUGUCGCCUCAUCAACACGUCGGUGAUCAGCAUCCAUAAGACCUGGCAUGAGAUUGUCCACUUUGGGAGCUGGACCAAGCAAGCGGAGCCUCUCUUAAACCGCUGCGGAGGCUGCGCUAACCACAAGCAAACAUUUCUGCAGAACCCACAGUACGUUUUUGAUGUGACAAAGGAGGCCGACGAGGUCCUCAUCUCCUUACAGCAAAGAGAUAUGAAAAUCCACAGGAAAUUCGGGCAAGGGGAAAAUCUCACCAUCGGCUUCAGUAUCUUCAAGGUGGAACUGAACAGAAAAUACAGGCUGCACGACAUCCUGACCCAGAAGUCCGUGGCGACGUCGACCUACAUCAACGCCCGCACGGUCUUCAUGAGAUGCACGCUGCAGCAGGGCCGCUACGUCAUCCUGCCCACCACCUUCAAGCCUCACACACUGGGCGACUACAUGAUGCGACUCUUCACUGACGUGGACUCGGGCUGCAGGGAGCUGAGCGAGGAUAAGCCAAGGGUGAGAUGUUGGAGCUCUUUCUUGGGAUACCCACAAGUGGUGACCCACGUCUACGUCCAUGCUGCCGAGGGGCUGCAGAACCAGGACAGCUCAGGGGGAGCCGACCCAUAUGUGAUCGUAAGCUGUGAGGGCCAGUCUGUGAAAUCGAUGGUCCAGAAGGACACUUUGACUCCAGCGUUUGAAAUGAGUGGCGUUUUCUACAGAAAGAAGCCCAGGAAGCCUCUAACUGUACAGAUCUGGAACAGCAACGCAGUGCAGGACCAGUUCAUGGGCCAAGUGGUGCUGUCUGGUUUGGCGAAGGACACCUCCGACCCGCAGAGGCUGCGGCUGAGGAAGCAAGGCCGCAACAUGGCCGACGAGAUGCCCGGCAGCGUCACUCUGAGAAUAGUCACUUCCACUCAACUCACCGCCAUUUAAGGCUCCGUGCGCAACUGUGAAAACAAUGACAUUAAGGUCAUUAAGGUCAUCACUUCCUAUGAUUUGCAUUUUUGUAAAGCAAGGCAAUGUUGGAUCGCGUGAAUGUCGGUUUUGUAACCGUCUCUGUAUCUUAUGAGUAACUUAUACAUUUUGUACUAUACAACUCUUUCCACUCAUCUUAAUAUACAUUCAAUGAUUUUUUUUUUCUUUUUUAUUCACUUAACAUGUUUUGUAUCAUAUCGGGAGGUGUUUCUAAUAUUUUGGUUACAUUCCAAACGGCAAAAUAUUUCAAACAGGUCCAAGUAUGAUGCAUUAAAACCAGAUUAAUAUGUGACAAUGUCAA